Molecule: messenger RNA, 1612 nt
Organism: Galeopterus variegatus (Sunda flying lemur)
Lineage: Eukaryota; Metazoa; Chordata; Mammalia; Dermoptera; Cynocephalidae
Gene: MOCS3
Product: molybdenum cofactor synthesis 3
Exons: 1
Coding region: 24-1406 (460 amino acids)
Biological process (GO): protein urmylation; tRNA wobble position uridine thiolation
Cellular component (GO): cytosol; cytoplasm
Molecular function (GO): URM1 activating enzyme activity; thiosulfate-cyanide sulfurtransferase activity; adenylyltransferase activity
Source: RefSeq, a predicted model, not a curated record
UACAACUUCCGGAAGAGGUCGUCAUGGCUGCCAGGUUGGAGGUUCUCGCCCUACAGGCUGAAGUUGCCCAGCGCGAGGAGGAGCUGAGUUCUCUGAAGCAGAGGCUGGCGACGGCUCUUUUGAGGGAGCAGGAACCAGAGCCAGAACGUAUGGUUUCUGUGUCACCGCUGCCACCGAAGGCCGCUCUUUCCCGAGACGAGAUUCUGCGCUAUAGCAGGCAGUUAGUACUGCCUGAGCUGGGCGUGCAUGGACAGCUGCGCCUGGCGACCGCGUCCGUUCUAGUCGUGGGCUGCGGUGGGCUGGGAUGCCCACUGGCACAAUACCUGGCAGCGGCCGGCGUGGGCCGCCUUGGCCUUGUGGACUACGACGUGGUAGAGAUGAGCAACCUGGCUCGCCAAGUGCUGCAUGGCGAGGCACUGGCUGGCCAGGCCAAGGCCUUUUCGGCCGCUGCCUCCCUGCGUCGUCUCAAUUCGGCGGUGGAGUGCGUACCCUACGCUCAGGCCCUUACGCCAGACACUGCUCUGGACCUGGUCCGCCGUUAUGACGUGGUGGCCGACUGUUCUGACAACGUGCCUACUCGCUACCUGGUUAAUGACGCAUGUGUGCUGGCUGGUCGGCCUCUCGUGUCGGCCAGCGCUCUGCGCUUCGAAGGCCAACUCACAGUCUACCACUAUGACGGCGGGCCUUGUUAUCGCUGUGUAUUCCCCCAACCACCCCCAGCGGAGACGGUGACCAACUGCGCUGAUGGCGGAGUGCUCGGUGUCGUAACUGGGGUCCUAGGCUGCCUGCAGGCGCUGGAGGUGCUGAAGAUCGCUGCAGGUCUGGGCCCCUCUUACAGUGGCAGCCUGUUGCUUUUUGAUGCCCUCAAAGGGCAUUUCCGCUGUAUUCAGCUGCGGAGCCGAAGGUCCGACUGUGCAGCUUGCGGGGAACGGCCCACUGUGACUGACAUGCAGGACUAUGAAGCCUUCUGUGGCUCCUCAGCUACUGAUAAGUGCCGCUCCUUGCAGCUACUGAGUCCAGAGGAGCGGAUUUCUGUUACCGACUAUAAGCGACUUCUGGAUUCUAGGGCACCCCACCUGUUGCUGGACGUCAGGCCUCAAGUGGAGGUGGACAUCUGUCGUUUGCCUCAUUCUCUACAUAUCCCUUUGAAACAUUUGGAACAGAGGGAUGAGGAGAGCCUGAAACUCUUAGGAGACGCAAUCCAGGAAGAGAAACAGGACACACAGGAAGGGGCCGCAUUCUCCAUUUAUGUUAUUUGCAAACUGGGAAAUGACUCCCAGAAAGCUGUGAAGAUCCUACAGUCCUUAACAGCAGCCCAAGUGUUAGACUCUUUCACAGUUCGGGAUGUUGUGGGGGGCCUUAUGGCCUGGGCUGCUAAAAUCGAUGAAACAUUUCCUCAGUACUGAGAUGCUGGUAUAAUCUGACGAGAAAGGUGUGGGUUGCCCUAAUAUCUCAAAGAUAUGUUUAUUUGCAUGCAUUUCAGUAAUAUAAAGAAGAACCUGUGAUUCUACAAUAUCUGAAUAUGUAAACUCUUCUUUAUACGGAUCUUUUUUAUUGUAAUGGGUGACUUAUUAAUAGAUUGAUUGAUAAAACUAUUUCUGAGAACAAAACA